Molecule: messenger RNA, 1852 nt
Organism: Sebastes umbrosus (honeycomb rockfish)
Lineage: Eukaryota; Metazoa; Chordata; Actinopteri; Perciformes; Sebastidae
Product: transmembrane protein 79-like
Exons: 5
Coding region: 209-1384 (391 amino acids)
Biological process (GO): regulated exocytosis
Cellular component (GO): lysosomal membrane; trans-Golgi network membrane
Source: RefSeq, a predicted model, not a curated record
UUCCCUUUAACUCACCUGACGGGAGGCAGGACCACACCUGAGCUACACUUCCGCCUCAGACUCUCACCACAACAACAAUAGGAGGAGGAGGAGAAGAAGAGGAAGAAGAAAAGAAGAAGAAAAGAAGAAGAAGAAGAAGAAGAAGAAGAAGAAGAAGAAGAUCACAUCGUUACGGUGGAAAGACAGACAGACAGAUAGACAGACAGACAUGUCUCUGCUGACGGAUGAUCUGCCUGAAGACGCCCCGUGCCCAACAGGAAGUACCAAGAUGCAAGACAGUGGGGGGAUGAAGACGAGACAGGGCGAGGGUGAAGACGAGGUGGUGAGGUCUGCCAUGACGGAGGCCAGCACGCUGCAGUGGCCCGGAGACAGACAGACAGGUGGACAGACAGGUAAAGGUGACAGGAUGAGUGUGAGGUCAGACGUUUCGCUACGAGAGGCGGCGAGCUGGACGGAGAGUGAGCGAGGGCUGAUGGCGGAGGGAGAGAGGAGGGAAGGAGGGGAGGGCGAGGAGGGGGCGGGGCUAAACACACACCUGGAGGAGGAGCCUGUAGGGAACCGCCUGCCGGAGAAAGCAGCUCAGGUGUUCAGUCCUGCAGUCACCGUUCUUCACGCCCCCUCCUCACCCAGAGAGAGUGAGGCAUUCUGGGAAAUGGAGUCAGAGAAGAGCCCCUUCCUGGGUCCCCGAGGAGUCCCACAGGACUACAACCAACAUGGAUACCAGUGGCCUGAGGACACGCCCCCUGCCACAUAUGGGCGGGGCUGUCCCAACAGGGACGUCCUGAAGGUGGGCGUGUCCCUGAUGACGUCAGCGCUCUUCUUCCCCCUCCUGGUGUGGGGGGGGUUUGUCUUCCUUCCGUUUGACGCCCCUCUGCUGGACGGCGCCGCCCUCAGACUCGUCUACACGCUGCGCUGCUCCGUGUUUGCCGCCGCCCCCAUCAUCCUCGGUUGGUUGGUCCUGGGCGUCAGUCGUCUCAGGUCAGGUGCGAUUCGCCCUCUGUUUGAUGACGAGGUGAAGGAGGUGGAGCAUCACGAGGUCACCGUCCAUCGACGCUUCGUCUCGGACUCCGCUUCCCUGUUCCUGAUCUACUUCCUGCAGCUGGUCGUCAUGGCAAUGUACCUGAGCCAGGAGCAGCUGAAGCUUGUCCCUCUGUUGACCGUUGUCUUCGCCCUCGGACGGCUGGUUUACUGGGUGGCUGCAGCUUUCGACAGCAGCAUUCGUGGUUUUGGUUUCGGCCUCUCCUUCCUACCGAGUCUAGCCAUGAUGGUCGCCAACUUCUACUUCAUCUUCACGGUGGAUGCGGCUGGGUCCGUCUUCAGCCUCCCAUCUCCUCCUGAGGAGAUGUUGACUCCACCCGCUGGCAAACAGAGGUUCUGGGGAUGAGAGCUGAUCAGUAAUCAAUAACCUUCCUGUUGGGCUUAAAUAUUUAACUGAUCAACUUUGUUUUUUAAAACUUAAUUUUUUAUAAACUGAAACUUUAAAACAAAAAAAGCUAAAUAACAUAAAAAACGUUUCUGUGUUUAUAAAGUUUUAUUCUUUGGACCACCUGGUUAUUGUAUAACCCCGCCCACUCCAUCAUGUUUGUUUCAUUCAUUUUUUAUUUACAUUUUCAGUAGAAACAGUUUUUUUUGGUCUUUUUUUUAAGCUGUUCGUCAAAAUAUUUAGCUGUUGAACUACUUCCAGUUUACUUCAUGUUUACUUCCUGUUCAGUCUGUGUUUGUGUUCUAUUUCUGGUCCAUUUUUCAACAUUUUAUUUUGUAAAAUAUGUUUAAUGAUCAUUAAAUAUUUGAUACUCUUUAAAAAAACUUUAUCACUCAGUUUCAUAAUUCACAAUAAAAUUCAUCGACCUCA